AUGUAUUCUCAGGGUGCAGCUGGUGAUGGAUGGGAUGCAUUAACUGUCUGGGGAAGUUUCAGCCCCACGCCCGGCCCGUCGCCCGCGCCCCGCUCGUCGCCGCCGCCGCCGGCCGCCUCCGCCCCUCCCGCCCGCCUCCUCCCUCGCCGGCCCCGUCGCCCCGCCGCUGCCGGCCGCCCCCGCGCCAUAGAGCUGGCCGCCUCCGCCUCCCCGCUCGCCUCCUUCGUCGCCGGCCCCGUCGCCUCUCUCGCCGCCCACUCCGCCUCAAUUCCGCCCGGCCCCGCCCUCGCCGUCCACCUCCGCUUCCUCCGCCCCAACGCCUUCGCCCGUCUCCGCGACGCCAGGCUUCGCCGCGGCCGAAGGGCCGCAUCCCGCCCGGCCCCGCCCUCGCCGUCCACCUCCACUUCCUCCGCGCGCAUACUCGGGUGGGGCGGCGCGUACGCAUACUCCGGCCCCGAGCACUCACCAAGUGACCAGCGCCUCCUCCUCCUUCCUCCCCUCCCUCUCGGAUUCUUCCAGCUCAAUACUUUGGCGGAGGAGAAUUUCCGCACCAUACUCCGAGUUCCUGUCAGCGGCAAUGCGGCAGAGGAGGAUCCGAAGGACGACGAUGAGGGAGAGGAGCGCGUGCCCCGUAAGGCUGCCCCUCGACCUACUAAGCGUCCCCAUGCCAAAGCUUCCGGCUCCGAAGCCGGAGGUAGCGGCGAGGCUUCUGCCAAGAAGGCCAAGACUAACUUUGGAGAUCCGACUAACCUUACCUCCACCCCGAAAGCAUACGCGACCAAAAUUUUUAGCAAGCUUACUGAAGCGGAGAAAUGGGAGCUUGAACAAGAUCUGCUCAACUCUAUGUUGGACAAUGCCUGGGGUAAGCCUGAUGUCGAGUCCUCGGAAAUUCAGGACAUCAAGAAGGAAACCGGCCAGUUUCUCGACAGACUCCUCUGCAAGCGCAAGGAACAGCAGGCGCUACAUUAUGAGCUUCACAAGAACAUUGCCCUGCAGCGCCGCGUUACCCUGAGCCAGAUGGAGAAAAUUAAGAUGUGUAAGCAGGAGAAUGCGGAUCUAAAAAAGCAGCUGUCAGAAGCCCAAGGUGCAUCCUCUUCCCUCGCCACAGCCUCCUCCGAGCUCGAGACACUUUGCUCCACCCAUAAAGAUCUAGAGGCGAAGCUAGCAGAGGCGGAGAAGAAGCUGGCGGAAAAGAAAUCAGAACUCAUCCGGAAAGAGGGUGAAUUCGAGCUGAAAAGAAAAAACCGAUAG
Lolium perenne is the source of this 1251-nucleotide messenger RNA. The record is from RefSeq and is a predicted model, not a curated record. NCBI's taxonomy places the organism in Eukaryota, Viridiplantae, Streptophyta, Magnoliopsida, Poales, Poaceae.